This is a messenger RNA of Brienomyrus brachyistius, 4275 nucleotides long. RefSeq lists its product as uncharacterized. The coding region runs from base 90 to 2378 and encodes 762 amino acids. Gene Ontology annotation, cellular component: external side of plasma membrane. Gene Ontology annotation, biological process: cell surface receptor signaling pathway; immune response; negative regulation of T cell proliferation. The transcript is spliced from 20 exons. The record is from RefSeq and is a predicted model, not a curated record. NCBI's taxonomy places the organism in Eukaryota, Metazoa, Chordata, Actinopteri, Osteoglossiformes, Mormyridae.
AUGGCCAACAAGACAGCAUUUCGUGUAGGGAUGUAACCGCAUAUAGGCUGUUUAUUAAAACGGAUCUUUAUAUAAAAGUAUGGGUGGAGAUGCAGAUAAGAAGUCUUAUCGUUAUUUUGAUCUUGUUUAAGUUCGUAAUUAAAUUUGAUGGUUUCGUGCUACACGGCUCUGCUGGUCCUCUAACAGCCCGGCUGGGAGGAGCUGUUCUGCUGCCCUGCUUUGUGGACAGACCCCUGCCUUUGGAGGAGCUGGAGGUGGACUGGAGAAGGACUGAUUCAGACACCAUUGUGCACCUAUUCCAGGAUGGUCAAAGCAGACCUGAAUCACAGGGAGACGCAUACAGGGGCAGAGCCCAUUUUUUCCCUCAGGAAAUCGCCAAAGGCAACUUCUCUCUGCUGCUUGAGGGUGUGAGGACUGCAGAUGCAGGAGAGUACAAGUGUGUGGUUUAUACAGAGCAGGAGAACCAUGAAACACGGGUGGACAUACGGGAAGUAGAGCGGCUGGUGGUGACGGGUGCAGAUGAGCCUGUCUAUGCACAUGCUGGAGAGGAUGUGACUCUCAGCUGCUCUGUGGACACCCAUGUUAAUGUGACAGAGCUUCAGGUGAAAUGGAUAAAGACCGACGAUGACAGUGACAUCAUGCUGCUUCUGUUCGCUGAUGGAGAGAACAGACCAGAGUCACAGGAUGGGAGAUACUCUGGAAGAGCUGAAUUCUUCACAGAGGAAAUUCCCAAAGGAAACUUCUCAAUGAAACUGAGGAAAGUCAGGACUGAAGACAAAGGAGAGUUCAGGUGUGAAGUCCACUCAGAUACUGAUUCUGCCAAUACAACUGCCAGGAUAGCAGCACUGGGUUAUUCAUCCCUGCAUUGGCUGAUUCUGGGGCUGUGCAUCGCUGUCACACCUGUAGUCAUACUUACUGGUGCUUUAUCUGUCAGGUAUUUAAGAAGGGAAGAUAAAAGCAAACGGGCUCUGUUGAGUCACUGCUCACACGUCACAGUUCCACAGAUCAUGGUUUCCGCAGCCUUCAUCCUGUGGGGUGUAACUGAAGGAUCCACAGAGGAAAUUGUUACUUGUUCUGCCAUCAGUCUGCUGUAUAUCUUUGUGCUGUUCAUGAUGGCUCCAUAUUACAGAAUUAUUAAAGCUACAAAGCAAUUAAUUAUACGCAUCACUCUGAGAACUGCAUUUGCCAUCAUUAUGGGAGGUGCACUAACAGGUUCUUUCAUUGAGUUUUCAGCAAAAUAUUCCCCAUCUCCAGCUGAGAAAGCAGCAUUUGGAGGCAUUAUUGGUGGAAUCAUAUUUAUGUUCGUCUUUUAUCUUGUACUCCGAAUCUUCGACAUGGUGGUUUGGACAAUAUAUUCCAAAGAAAAAUAUGAGAAAAUAUUUGCCUACAUAGCAGGAAUAACUGUAGUUACAUUUCUGGUCAUCUUGAUUUCAUCCAUCAUUACUGUCAGUGGUUAUCUGGAAAAAUAUCACUCGGCUGCAGCUUGGAAAGAAAAACUUGGAAUAUUUUUCACUUUAUUAAUUUUUCCAAUAAUUAUGGUUUUAUUCCUAGCUGGUCUUUGUCUGGUUUGGAUAAUAUGCUCCCGAAGAAUAGGAAGACCAGUACAAUACAGAGACAUUCUUGGAAUCAUGGGUGAUUUCCUGCAUAAUCGCAAACUCUUUAACAUGCUGUUCCUUGUUAUUUACUUCCAAUUGUUUGCCUGGAUUAGCAACACAUUUAAAUUAGAAUAUUCCAUUCCGAUUACAGUAGCUGCAUUGGGAAUGUGUGCCUGCAUCUUUGUCAAGGAUUAUUUAUUCUCUCGUGAAGAAAAGCGCUUGGAAGGAUUUUACUAUUUUGCUCAGAAAAUCCUUUUGGGGAUUUUCUUCCUGCUUCACCUAAUAUUAAGUUUCCUGUAUCUAAAUGUGAUUCUAGAAAAUGACAAAGGACGACCUGUAAAGAUCUGCGAGUUUGUGUUUGUCUACAUUCUGACUGUCAUAUUCCUCUUUUUAUUCUGGAAUCGGUUUCAUUUACUUGCCAAACCCCGUAAAUAUGUAUAUUUCUCAGGGACUUUGGGUCUCCCUCUCCUGAAUUCUGCUGCUCUGGCUGUAGCAUUAAAACUCAAAGCAGAUACAGGAAAACAGUCACUGGAUCUACGGCUGAUUGUCCUGAUUUCUGGGUCUGUCUUCAUCUUUAGCUGGUUUGUUAUAGAGAUGUCAGCAUACUGGUUGGAUAAAAAAGAAAAAAUAAAAAACAUGUUCGCCCAUGUUCAGAGAUCCAAAGAUCCUCAGCCAGACCAGGGAUCACAUGACAAUCAGGAAAUGGAUACAUUAUCACCUGCUGAUCUCAAUGAACCAAACAGAAAGGAGGUUUUACUGGGAGAGAAGAACGCAGAAGGCUGAAGGAUCUACAGAGUUUAAUUUUAUUUGCUUUGCCUACAGUUCCAAGUUUGCCAGAUUUGGCUGGAUAAACAGAUUAUGCUGUCAGUCAUGAGAUUAUUGGUGAUAUGAUACAGCUCCUUUUAUCUGAACACUUGAUGGACUUUGCUGGGUAGCAGACAAACAUUUGUAGGACAAGCUGCACAUGCAGCAUUCCUCAGAAUAUCUGCUUAGUACAAAAGCUUAUUUACUUCACUUGAACAGACAUUGCUUAGCAAAACAAUGCAUUACUGGUUAGUCAAGUUACAAGCGGUUUCAGGACAACAUUUCAGAAACAUUCCUGUGUAAAUAUUUGUACAUUAUUUGAUGAUUUUCUGACUUACCUUUGCUUGUUGUUUGCAGUGUUGAAAUGUAUAGUUUACUAAUAAUGAGGGCAGUGUGUGGUUCAGUGAGCUAUGUCUGUAUUUGUGAUCAAAAAGUCACCAGUUUGACAGCCUCGGCACAUCUGCAGGUCCUUGAGCAAGGCCCUUAACCCCCAGCUCCCUGGGUGCUGCUAUGGGUGGCUGCCUUUCAGGGCCAGCUUACUCUCACCUACAGAGAGCAAGAUGGGGGAGGCGUAAAGAGAAUUAUCAGUAAAAUAGUAAAAACAGUAAAAUAUCUAUUAUUAUUCUGAAUAAAUCCUCACUGCUCAGUUUUCAGCUCCAGAAUGUUUAUUGUGACAUGUUGUGUUUAAGCUUGACUACUUGUUUUUACCUUGACUACUAGUGUAAUUACCUCACUGCUAACUACAACUGGGGUUUAGUAUCAACUCUGGGUGCCAUUUUCUUUAAUGAGAAACGCUUUGAAACGUAACGUUUGGAAGCACAGUGCACAGCCUGCUGGCAGAAAUCUGAACUGCAGCUAUAGUAAAAACGAUUGAACAAGAAAACUGCUGCUGGGUCAGGAAGCUCAAACGGACUGUCAAAAAUAUGUAUAAUAAAUUAUUUCAUUUUUGAUUAUUUUUUUAAUUUAUCAUAGGUAGCCUACAUCUGCAAUUGCUUUUUACAAAUCUUUUUAUCAAUUCAAUGAGUAAAAAUCUUAACAUUAUAAAUUUCUCUUGUUUAUGGCGGCAAGUUCAUUCUUGCAAUAAUACCAAUAGUAGAGAAGAGGAUAUUUGCAAGAUAGUAUAAUAUGGAAAAUUCGGCACAUCUGUUUCAGUGGCCGCUAUCCUGGAACACAUUUAGCUACCAGCUCAUUCCACCAGGCUGUGCUAAAUACGCUACUGGGGAUUAUUGCAGCCUGGUGACCUGCACCCCGCCUUCCUCUGACCCGCACCCUGCCUAUCCCUCCAGUCAUAACACGCCAGUAAGGAUCCUCUCUUGUUACAGUACAUUCCGAUGUCUUAUGUUCCAACCACACAUCAUUUAUUUGCACAUAAUUAUUCUCAUCUUUAAAUAUUUAUUUUUAGUCUCCCAUUCUGCUCUCUUUUAAAUCUGUUGCAGUAUAUUUACUUUGUUUGCACUAUGUGUACUGUCUUUGUACCUUAUCUGUUUGGCAUGAAAUGCAUGGUUUUCUGUAUGUGCCAGAAUCCCCCCCCAGGAUCAGUACAAUCAGUCUUAACCUAAAUUGGCUCUCAUGAUGAGAUUCUUUGUGACUUUGUUCCCAUGCUUGUGUAUUCAGUUAAAACAUAAUUGCUAUAUUUACAUACCAUGUCAGGACUGAGUGUGUGUAAAAAUACCUUAUCCAGGUUUAUGUAUGUUCUGCAGGUUAUUGGAAUUAUUCAGUUUUAAUUAUUUAGUAAAAAUAAAACAGGCCAUUGCAAAAAAUGCUGUUUCAGACAACAUUUUUAAAGGCUUUUAUUCAAGAACAUAAUUUAUCCAUGUUUUGGGGCUUCAGUCGAUUCCUCCUUUUGUCUGUUACCUGAACUGAAAUGAUACCUGUU